This is a messenger RNA of Dermacentor albipictus, 4756 nucleotides long. RefSeq names its product myotubularin-related protein 10-B. Gene Ontology annotation, biological process: phosphatidylinositol dephosphorylation. Lineage: Eukaryota; Metazoa; Arthropoda; Arachnida; Ixodida; Ixodidae. The record is from RefSeq and is a predicted model, not a curated record. Gene Ontology annotation, molecular function: phosphatidylinositol-3-phosphate phosphatase activity. Gene Ontology annotation, cellular component: membrane; cytoplasm.
CACGCGCGUCUGCGAGCCGUUUCUGUGCCCCUUUGGCGGUUCCGGCGAAGUGAGUUGUUACGACCACGGGCUCGGCGGGUUUCAGGCUGGAUCAUGGAUCCAGGUGCCCUGUAAGCCCGAGCGGCCUUUCUUAUCGCACUGGGAAAAACGACGCGUGGACUUUUAACACGCAACCACUGACGAGUAGGCUUAGAUGUUGGCCCGGUGUAGCGUUGUGUAUCGUACGCCUCCGGCGACGUUGACAACAGGAUGCAGAUAUCGACAGACUCUUUCCCAUUCAAGUUGGGCACCCGGCGCAAUGUGCUCCAGGUGAGCGACGCUUCUCCGGAACAAGAAGCCAUGGGCUCCGAGUCGAGACUGAAGCGCGCCGGCAGUUCGUUCGUCUCGUAUGUGGACCUCGGUGUUGGCGAGCGGUCGUCUGCACGCCCACCCGACACAGCGCCUCCUCCACCGGAUCUCAUACCGCAGGUGACACUGAAACCCGUGUUGUGCGACGGCGAAGUGGUGGUGACCGAGGUAGACAACGUGCUCAAGUUUAACACGUUUAGUGACUUGCGUAACGGCGUAUCAGGCGUACUUUUUUGCACUAACUUCAAGUUGAGCUUCGUCACCAUGGACACAAGCGGCGAAAGCAAGCCCCGAGCGCUCUGCGCAAACCGCGUAUUGGGUGAAAACGACAUUGGUCUCCUGAAUGUGGAAGCCCUGUUUCAACUCUCCGGGGGCCGCCGCAAGCGGCUGUCGCCACAGGCGGCCGCAGCGCAGUCCGUCGAGGUGCUGCAGGUCCACUGCAAGGACAUGCGCAUUUUCACAUUUUCCUUCAAGUUCUGUCAAAGUGACCAAUGCAGCGCCAAGGUGCUGCAAUUCCUUUCGCGACACGCGUUCGUCUCCAGCCUGGAUAAGCUGUUCUGCCCGCGCGGUGGCUCGAUCGGCAAGCGCGAACCGCCUUUCGAGAGCGCCCACGAGUGGGACGCCGAGCUUCGACGUUGCGCCGCCUCGAAGUUGUGGAGAGUGACCGAGCUGAACGAGCGUUUUCGCCUGUCGGGUGCGCUUCCCGGCCGGUUUGCGGUUCCGCGCCGUCUCGUCGACUGCAAGCUAGAACGCCUAGCGCAACACUUCUGCGACAAGCGUGUCGUCGCCUGGUGCUGGAGCCACGCAAGUGGCGCGGCGCUAGUGCGUGGUGCCGCCUCCGACACGGGCUCCGAAUCGGCGGACGCCGAGCGGCUGCAACUACUCGUCCAGUGUCUGGGCGCAGAGGUCCACUUGGUGAACCUGGAUCUUGAGUGCCCGAUCGUUCGCGAAGUUGGUUCCAGCUAUCACAAGCUUCAGGCGCUCUGCAUGCCAGCUGAUGAAGCGGAGUUUCUUGAGCAAGAGGCGCGUUUCUACGCGGCACUCGAGUCGACCCGUUGGUUGGAGUGCGUGUCAGGUUGCCUUAAGGUGGCACUCGCGGCCGCCAAGGUGAUAACAGAACGCAGAAAACACGUCCUGGUGCGUGAACAGACGGGCGCUGACAUGACUUGUGUGGUUGUCAGCCUGGUGCAGAUUUUUCUCGACCCUUACUAUCGAACACAGGUGGGCUUUCAAACCUUGGUUGAUAAAGAGUGGGUAGCUGCAGGUCAUCCGUUUCCAGAACGCCUGGACCAUCUGGGUCAAGGACGUGCAUCACCAGAAGCGGCACCGCUGUUUCUGUUCUUCCUCGAUUGUGUCUGGCAGCUUCAGGCACAAUUUCCUGCAGCGUUCGAGUUUUCAGAGUCAUAUUUGACUAACCUUUGGGACUGUACUCACGUGGGCAUCUAUGACACGUUCCUUUUUGGGAACAACCGGCAGCGAUGGGAAGUGUUGAAGGUACAGCCCUACCGCAACGUGUGGGAUUGGGUUGGUCCACAGUCACGCCUUUCUCCACAAGACCUGGAACUCUUCAAGAAUCCAUUGUAUCUGCUCCAGCGGUCCAAGGAGUUGCUCAACGUGAGAUCACAAGAAGGGGCUGGUGACCGAGGUGUACCAUCAUUUAACGAAGAUCUGCUCUGCCUGGACCCCACAGUGAAGUCGCUUUCAGUGUGGACACAGUGCUACUACCGCUGGAUUCCGAAAGCAGAGGUGGUUAAUGGUGAUCCAGCAACUCUCUUCCUCCACAACGUUCGCGUGGCCAGGGAUAUAAACUUUUUGGCUGCUCAGAUUCGACUGCUGAGAGAACACCGUGAAGGUGGGGAGAUGGUGCAGCUGCGGCACCGACGUUUGCCCUCAGACGAGUACUUCUUUGCCAUCCAACGUAGCUCUGCGCGCCCUGGUGUAGCAAUAGACAGUCAGCAUCUUGUGACUUCUUCAUUUCCAUUUGCACCUCCAGGUCCUGUAGAUUGGGGAAGCUGCCAUGUGCCUUCAGUAGCACCACUUCCAGACAAUGACUAUGGAGACUUGGAUGACUAACAUGACCUUAGUUUUCCUUUGAAGGGGGUCUUUUAAGUUAAUGGGCUUGUUUUGCCGAGUGCCGUGUCUGGUUUGGUUUCUUGCAAGGCAUGGCAGGCACAUAGCUGCUGUAAGGGCAUCAGCUAAGCCAUCUUGGGGCAUUUCUUUCACUUCGUUGGCUGCUGUUGAAUGUUUAAAUUGAAAAUGUUCAUCACAGCAUGGGGUGCCAGAUAUUUGUUAUAUUAGGUACUCGUACAGCUGUGGAAAGUUGUUUGACACUUUGUUCUGUGAAAACUUUUUGGUGUAGUGGGUUUUAAUAGCAGCUAACCUAACAGCUCAGCAGCCAAAUGUUAAUGCCUUGUUUCCUUGAUUUUGCGUUAUUCUGUGUUGGGCAGGGAUUUUGUUUUGUUCAUUAGUUGUUCCCACUGGAGGCUGUGGUGCUGUAUUGUUUGUGAAAGUUUUUUCAUUUUUCAUGUUUUUAGUGGCCCCUGUCUCCAAGCUUGAACAUGUGCUUGGCACAGGGCAUUGUUGAGCUUAGAAGGAACGUACCGGUAACUUAUUGUACAAAUUGUUUAAGCUCCUGCUUGUUUACUAGUGGCGAUAUGUUGUGGCUGUUAAUAUGUAUAGAGAAUGUAUUUUUUGUUUGAAUCUGUUCCUAUGCUGUGCGGAUUUUAUUUGCAAGAAAGCUGAGAUGGUGCAACUUUUCUAUAUAUAUAUUUUUUUUUUGUCUUGAAGAAGCCACUCUUCUUGUAAUUAGUUUUGCCAGUAUUGAAAGUGGUGAUGCAUAGUCCUGCAAUAUUAUGCUAAAAUUAAAUUUGCAAAGUAACCACUGCUGUGAGAGACAGUAUCAAAGUAGGCAAUAUGCCCUCUGUCCUCGAACCAGCCAUGAUUUGCUGGUUUUCUAUGUUCUUAUGGCCCACAAGCAGCAUAUAUCGUUGCUUCUGCUUUGCAUUCUUUGAUCCCUGGGGCCAAACUAAAUUCAGAAACUGUACAUUUUGGAUAGUUUCUUCAUGCAAUGACAUUAUUCCUAGCUUAGAACAAUGGUAGAUCUUUUAAAGAAUUGGUGGUACUAUGUACCAACCAGUACUUGAAAUGUUGAGAAAGCAAGUUGUACUGUAGUGCCCAAAGAAUGCAGUAAAGAUUGGCCAUUGCAUGUGCUAUCUGGUCCUGUCGGUAUUAAACAGAGGUCUCUGCUGUCACCCUCCUGUCUGUACAAAGGAGGCAGACUUGAGGCCACUAUUACAAUGAAAGACGCCUAUGCUGUGAUAGUGCGUAAAGACACCAUGGUAUGAGUUUAUAGUUUUGCAUCUACAAACUUGUGCAACAGGUAUUGAUUUUUUUCACAGUUGUGCAUUUUACUGCUGCAGUAAGCUUGAUAAUAUGGUUGGCACAGCACAGCUAUUCGCUUAAUUGAGCACUCUUGCAUGGCAUUAAGUCCUAUUGUACCUUACCUACAGCUGUCUGCUGAGAAUUUAGGCAUUCACGUUGAUCAGUUCUCUUAGGCUUUUGGAAAUGUUGAUAAAGGUAGAGUGGUCAAUAUUUUAAACCAUGUGCAAAAGCUGCGGCUAGUUUGAUAACACAUGCUUUGCUUCAAUUGCUGUAAGCUGACUGCAUUGGUUGUGUGUGGGUGUCCUUGUGCUCUUUGUGACCACAUAAGUCUGCAGUAGCAAUUUGCUAGGCUACUGUAGAACUAUGUCGAGACUGUACUGACUGUCAUGCCUUUUUAGGCACGUUCAGAAGUACUGGCAAGCUGUGUAUCAUUUUGGCAUAACUGUUGCUGUUCCAUCUUUGACGAUCUAAUAUUGCAUCUUUACCGUCUUUUGAUACUGACAGGCAUUCAGUAUGUUGUCUUACAUGUUCGUGUAGAUUUUGACAAACGGCCUUUGCACUUCAAAAAUAGUUUUGUGAUAAUAGCUUAGAUGAUGUAUAAGUCAAUGUGUGGGAUCCCAAGACAACGGAAGGAAAAAUUCCUUAGAGAUGGAUCUAUAAAAUAUGGCCAAAGCUAAGUUCAGUGCCAUACUGAUUGGCAGCAAGUAUUAAAAUUGAGAUCAGAAAGACCAAAACUAUAAAGGUUGACAGCUUUGCUUAUUGGAACCACUUGUUAUGCAUGCAAAAAAAAUACUGAGUGCAUGUACAUGAGAUUGAAUUUAGGCUUGCCCAAAGCAAGCCUUGCAUUCUAUCUUAUCAGGGCGCAAUUAAUCGCAGAUUUGCAGCCCUGUAAGAAUACCUGUAGGGCACAAAUUCUUUGUGCUGUUUAAAAGCAAGUCUACAGUACUUGUUGAUACAGGCACUUUGAUAUGGGACCUGUGGGGUGCACCCAAGUGUGGAAUGGAUUAAAGAGAUUAUAUGAUAUCCA